UUCUAUCCAAUAUCCCUUUCUCAAUCCCCAAACAGCUUACAGUCUCUUCAAACCUGGGCGGCCUGCCUAUCUCCCUAGAAAUGGCCAUGGGGCUCCGAAAGAUGUUAUUUGGAAACACAUUCCAUGUCUUCAGCUAUGAAUGGAAAAAAUCAUGUUUCAAGUUCCACGCUCCAUAUUCUGACCUAUCCUACGCUUUGGAGGCAGAAAAGGGAGGAGCAAGAGCAGUUCUGAUGGCUGUACAGGUGUAUAUCAUUAAAUACUGCUUGUUCGUAAGAAAUAGAGAGGAAAAUAUUCCCCUCCAAUGUUUAUGUGAAAUAAGCCAAACAGAACAAGAAAACGCACUUGCAGAAUCUCUGGGAGAUAUUCUGUGGACAGCAGGGGAAGGUCGAAAAGCCACUGUAUGUCUUGUCACCAGUGAUACUUACUUUACGCCCAAUAUAGACUACAAAGUAGAUAACUUGACUGAAAGACUCCAGCUGUUUGAAUUUUCUGGGAAAGAAGCGGCUCAGAAAUUUAUCUGUGAUCAUAUACGAUGUUUCAAAGAUGAAGGAAGCCACGGUGUGAUCUUAUUUCUAUAUAGCUUGCUUUGCUCUAGGACACUGGAAAGGCUCCAAAAAGAUCUAGAUUUCACAACAUCUCAUCUGUUACAACUCAGUCUUGGAAACUUCAUCUGUAGACAGGCAAUUCUCAACGUCAUUUUAACAGGCAGAGCAAGUCCACAUGUGUUUAAUGGGUUCCAGAAAUUUGACAGUGAAGAUGGAGUGCAAGAACUAUUGCAUGGAGUCCUGGCCCGCAGUGAUGUGGGCUAUUUACACUGGAACAAGGAGGAAGUGGAGCAUUACAGACCCCUCCAGGUUGGAAGCAUGCUGAAGACUCCUAAAUUACCCAUCUGGCUGUGCAACAUCAAUGGAACAUACAGUGUUCUUUUCAGCACAAACAGGCUGCUCUUAUCUGACUGGAAAAUGGAACACAUCUUUGAUCUUUACUUAUAUAAUGGGCAGCCAUCACAGAAAAAAACAGUACAUCUAACAGUAGACACUCAUUCUCAUCAUUGGGAAAAGAAUCACUGUGAAGAAAGUGAUCCAGAAAAGAGAUUUCCUUCUGUGGAGAUGGCAAUCAGAACUAAGUGGGAGGGAGCAGCCAUCAACUGGAAUGGGGCUGUCCCAUUCUUCUGAAGAACGAAACUGCACAAAUGUGGCAUCCACUACCCUGUGACUGGCUCUGUAAAGUACUGAAGGCCACUGAGAAAAAGAAUGCUUUGUUACCAUUAGAACAAUCUUUGAUAUCUUAACAGGACCCAGCUUAGACUAGUAUUAUGUCUACAAUGAAUCACUUUGCAUUUAGUUAUAAAUUAUCAUUUAUCAUAGAAUAUCAGGGUUGGAAGGGACCUCAGGAGGUCAUCUAGUCCAACCCCCUGCUCAAACCAGGACUAGU
This is a messenger RNA of Mauremys reevesii (Reeves's turtle), 1434 nucleotides long. RefSeq names its product MINDY family member 4B (gene MINDY4B). Bases 81 to 1175 code for a protein of 364 amino acids. The transcript is spliced from 10 exons. Gene Ontology annotation, biological process: protein K48-linked deubiquitination. Gene Ontology annotation, molecular function: K48-linked deubiquitinase activity; cysteine-type deubiquitinase activity. The record is from RefSeq and is a predicted model, not a curated record. Lineage: Eukaryota; Metazoa; Chordata; Testudines; Geoemydidae.